Didymodactylos carnosus is the source of this 2100-nucleotide messenger RNA. The record is from the annotation of a GenBank genome assembly. Lineage: Eukaryota; Metazoa; Rotifera; Eurotatoria; Philodinida; Philodinidae.
AUGAUGUCAACGAAGACUUAUUUUAUUACAUUGGUACUCUUAUUCUUAUUGAAAAUAACUCACACAGCCGACUUGCAAAUUAAAGACAGUUGUUCUUCUGUACAGUUACUAGGUUUAUUUCCAAAAGAUAUGAAGAAUGAGGUGCGACAAUCCGUUGAAUGGUCUAUAGCUCGAUCAAUGUUCGAAGUAGCCAUAUUACUUGCACGCAUAUAUAAUAUGACAUUUGAUGGACAAUGUCUCGGAUGGCAAGAAGUAAUUGCAGAAAAUGAAAUGAGUGUAAUGUUAACAAUUUGCGAAAAAUUAGCAUCAAAUAAUAUUGUUGGUAUCAUCGGACCAGCAGCGUCUAAUGAUGUUCGAGUAAUAUCAUCAUUUCCAUCUCUUUUGAAUAUUCCAAUGGCUAGUUACUCUGCUACAAAUCCUGAUCGAUCAGAUAUAACCGUAAACGAAGCAUUUUAUCGUGUAGUUCUAUCUGAUCGUUUUGCUGCAUUUGCUAUAUCCAAAUUAUUUCAACAAUUCAAGUGGUCAUCAGUCAGUGUUAUCAUUCAAAACGAUGAUUAUGGUUAUGGUGGAUUAAAAGUGUUGAAAGAUGAAUUUUACUCGACGUCGGUACACAUAAUAAAUGAAUUAGACUUCGAGAAAAAAACUGACGAUUUUACAGCGCAUGAUAAUUGGGCAGAGAUCCUAUCAAAAUCAUCAUCUCGGAUUGUGCUUGUAUGGGCAAAUGAAAAUGUAACGUAUUCAAUUCUGAAACAUGCUCUAAAGGAAAAUAUGACCACUUCUGAUUUUGUAUGGAUUUUAACAAAUGAGGCUCCCAUAGAUCUCUUCAAUCAGUCUGAAAAAAAAAGAUUAGUUGGAAUUCUCGCAGUAAUACCCGUUCCUGGAGCUUUAGUCGGUGUUGCUGUAAAUUCAUCAUUAUUAGCAGAUGCAGAAAAAAUUUGUUAUGAAAUGAAUCAUCAACCUUGUUCAGUUAAUAAUGAAGUUAAUAAUUAUGCUUUGUUUGCUUUCGAUGCAACAUGGGCACUUAUUCUUGCACUACAUCAACAUUGCUCUCAAAAUAAUCAUUGCUUAGAUUUUGAGAAAAAUGUUACCAAUUGUUUCGGUGUUAGAUAUAGCAGUGGAACAUACUAUCGGGAAAUACUACGUGAAUCAACAAAUUUCUUGGGUGUAACUGGACCUGUUGAAUUCAGCAAUAAUUCUACUGAUCGUUUGAAAGGUGCUUACUAUCUUCUCAAAAAUCUUCAGAUAAUAGGGAAGACUAACGGCUAUAGUUACGUGCCAGCAAUGAACUGGAGUGACACUGGAACUUGGUUUACAGUGGGAUAUCUAUUUGAAAAAUCAAGCAAUCAACAAUUAACAGAGCGAAAUUGUUUAAACUCGACUGGUGUCAGUAUUUACUAUUCAACAAGUAGUCUUGUCGGAUUCGGCUCAGAUUUUGCCACGACGGCAGCUGCUCGAGUUCUCAUCAUCGGUCUCUACAGUGUCAGUGUAAUUCUUGUUGCUACAUACACAGCCAACUUAUCUACUUUUCUUGCUCUUGACAGAGCUACACCCGUUAUUUCGGGUAUCGAUGACAUUAUUAAUGGAAAAAUUCCUUUCGAACGCGUGGGUGUUAUAGAAGGUGGGGCUACUCUUGAACAUUAUGUUAAUAAUGUCUCUCUAGUGUAUCACCCAUUGCGAUCAAAGAAAGAAAUUUUUACUAUGUUACAAUCGAAGGAGAUUGAUGCUGCUAUAACAGAUAAUACUACAAUCGUGUAUGAAACACAAACAAACUAUUGUGAUCUCAUAGCGGUAGGAAGAGACUUCGUUAAAUCAUCUUUUAGAAUUGCAGUGAGCAAAACAUGGUUAUACAAGGAAGAUUUAAAUAAAAAUAUAUUAAAGCUAAGAGAAUCUGGUUACAUGGAGCAUUUGGCGGCUGAAUGGUUUUACCAGGAUAAAUGUCAAAAUGACAAGAUAGAUCCGAACCCGACAAAUGAGAUCACGAUCGAGAUGAUGAGUGGACUGUUAAUCACAUUUUUUCUUAUUAGUCUCGUUGCAAUAGUUAUACAUCUGUGGCCCACAAAAGAGAAAAUCAACGUGGAUAUCAUGAAGCCUAAAGUGUGA